Molecule: messenger RNA, 990 nt
Organism: Spathaspora passalidarum NRRL Y-27907
Lineage: Eukaryota; Fungi; Ascomycota; Pichiomycetes; Serinales; Debaryomycetaceae
Gene: ROT1
Product: Rot1p
Exons: 1
Coding region: 238-918 (226 amino acids)
Biological process (GO): budding cell apical bud growth; 'de novo' protein folding
Cellular component (GO): endoplasmic reticulum membrane; endoplasmic reticulum
Source: RefSeq, a predicted model, not a curated record
CAAAGUAGCAGCCCAACAAACAGUAACACAUAUAUUGACAUCAAUAUUUUCAUUUUACCCAACACGCGCUUUGAUUAUAGACUAGGUUUAGGGUUGAAACGUAUUAAGCAUCUCAUUUAAAAAAAUAAAAUUAACCUACACACACACACGCACACACGCAAAAUCAUGGUGUCGUUCUACUAUUGUUUGAGUAUAGUCAUCACGCUUUGGUCAUGUCUAGUCAGGGCUGAUCCAAACAUGGCCGAGUUGGAAGGAACUUGGUCAUCCAAAUCCAAUACCGUAUUCACGGGUCCAGGGUUUUAUGAUCCUGUCGAUGAACUUUUAAUAGAGCCAGAUUUACCAGGUAUUUCUUAUUCCUUCACUGCUGAUGGACACUACGAAGAGGCAUUAUACAGAGUUGUGCCCAACCCUAAGAACCAUUCUUGUCCAGUCGCUUCUAUUACUUACCAACAUGGGAAAUACGAAUUAUUAAGUAACGGAUCUCUUGUCUUGACACCUAUUGCUGUCGAUGGCCGUCAGUUAUUAAGUGACCCAUGCAACAGUCCUGAUCCAUCAAAAUCACAAUACACUAGAUAUGUUCAACCUACCUGGUUCAAAACUUAUCAAGUUUAUAUUGACCCUUACCAUGGAAGAUACACGUUGCAAAUCUACCAAUUUGAUGGAUCUAAGAUGCAGCCAUUGUAUCUUGCCUACAAACCACCAUUAAUGUUGCCAACUACCGCCUUGAACCCUACCAAUGACGAAUCCCAAACUGCAACUUCAUUACCACUGAAAAUGAAGAGAAAUAUCAAGAGGUCAUUGGAAAAUCAAUAUAGAACGAAUGCUAAAAGGGAUGUCUACAAUGAAUCCUUUGACAAGUAUUGGUGGAUCUCGGUUGGAUGUUUGGGUUUAGCUUCUGCUUAUUUGUUUUUGAAGUAAAUUAUAUCGAAAGUUAAUUUGGUUUCUUGUACUGUGCUAUAUAUACAUAAACAUUAAAAAGUAAAUGUAAAA